AUGAUAAUGAUGUGGGUGUUCGCGCCCUAUAGUGUAGGAACAAACAAAAUGUCGGAUCGCAGCGGCGCCGCGCGGCUUCCAGGGGUUCUCCGUCUGGGGGAGUGGCCGUCCCCACUCGCUAUUGGCUCCCCCUUAGCUCAAUAUCACAGUCAUAAGCGCCCAACACACACGAUGCAAUAUCUCACGUCGGCCCCCGCGCUACGAACGAAAUUAUCAUUCGAGCGUCCGCACUCGACGGACCCGACCGCCGCAAUCAUUGGCUCAGCGUCUCUGUCGAGCGCAGUGUUAUGUAGCGGCAGCGGCAGCGACGCCGCUGAAGAGGUGCGCCCAGCCGCCGCGACGGAGCCGAGAGAGGGCGCGGAGGUAGCGGGCACGCGCCCGCCCGCCGCCGAGGGCUACAUGUACGUUUGCGGGGACAGCGCCGGCGGCGCCGCGCGCUACGAAUGCACCUACGACGCCGCGGCGGCAAUGGAGCAGCCCACCUUCGAGGAGCACAUGUUCGGCGACUUCGGCAAGGAGCGCCACGUGCAGGUCGUGGUCGGUGCCAGCGGCGAACUCCAGUAUCGCGACGAGAUCCCGGUGUUCACGGCCGGCGCUGACCAAAAGAGAAAAGAGGAGCCCCUACUCCUGCAAGCGGUGGAGACCGCCCCGCCACAGCACACCGCACACCCGCCACCGCCGCCGCAGCCGACUACGAAGAAGAGUGACAAAAAGAAGAACGAUAAUAAUGGAAUAAAGAAGAAGAAAACUAGGACGACAUUUACUGCCUAUCAGCUGGAAGAAUUAGAGAGAGCAUUCGAACGAGCACCGUAUCCUGAUGUGUUUGCGAGGGAAGAAUUGGCGCUCAAAUUAAAUUUAUCGGAAUCACGUGUACAGGUAUGGUUCCAAAACAGAAGAGCAAAAUGGCGCAAACGGGAACCUCCAAGAAAAACAGGGUACAUCGGUUCUAGUUCUCCGAGUUCUACUACACUAGGCGGAGGAUUUUCUGGUAUCGGUGGCAAUCUACCAACAUUCCCGCAGAACGGUCUACCAGCUCCCGCUGAUUCCUGGUCUUACCAGCACUCGUACGAGCUAUCUUCACAUCAUCUACUGUCGUCUGGCGGUAGUGGCUACCCCGGAUUUAAUUCUCAACCAGCGGCGUACUCCUACACGACGGUUCUAAACGGCCACGACGGUCAAAUGUUUGCACCCAGGCAUUCCUACGAAUAUGGCGAAGGUAGUCCGCCUCCGAUAGGCGUCCGCGAUUACCCAAUGAUAGCUGCUCACUCACCACAAAUGGAAGGUCAUGCUCACGAUGAUAAGUUGGAUUACCGUAGCCACGAACACGAAGACAAGUAUUCAGCGUGUGCACUGCAAGAGGAGCCCCCACGCUACGCAGCUCCACCAGAAGACUAUGAGAAAUGUGGCAUGAUCCCACACGAUAAACACUACGAAAUGGAUCGACAUUCUGAACUUGCUUCUCCCGUAGUGGUCAAAAUGGAACCCAGUCCCAGCCAAGCGUAUACAUCUCUGCCUCCUUUUUUGAAU
Messenger RNA from Iphiclides podalirius (scarce swallowtail), 1527 nucleotides. The record is from the annotation of a GenBank genome assembly. NCBI's taxonomy places the organism in Eukaryota, Metazoa, Arthropoda, Insecta, Lepidoptera, Papilionidae.